CCUUCUAAAAUAGAAAGAAUGGCCUCUAAUCCUGAUGUGGAGGGAACUCCCCUGCUUGGUCCACUACCUCUAGAACUACAGCAGAUUAAAGAUCAAAAAGACGCCGCCGCUGCUCUAGCCGCUCGAAGGAGGGGCGAGGACGUAAAAACUAUCGAACGAAACAUUCUUAAGAUUCGUCGACGAAGUUUCGGAGAAUCUUCCUUGUCACCAGAGGAUUCUGCAACCCGGAGAAGUUCACGAGCCAUCAAGCGGAGAAAGUUCGAUGAUGAAAUCUCUGAGCCUAAUUUAAUCAUUCCUCCAAGCACCCCUCAACCUUGUACUCCGGGUAUACAGGUUCCAGCUCUGGGUAGUGUAGAAUCCAGGAGUAGGAACUCAUCAGUAUGUUUGACCGAACCUACAACUCCUGUCUCCGGGUUGGAUAAUAACUGUCUCGCCAACUCAUUAACAAUGUCGGAUUUGAGAUUGAAGAAACUAAUCCGUGAUAAACGCAAGAGGAAGGGUAGGAAGGAUGAAUUGACUAAAGAUCUGGGUAGGUGGAAACCAACAGAUGAUAUAGCGUUGGUAACUGCGGUGGAGCAAACCAAGGAUUUAAACCUUGUAUUUAAAGGAGUGAAAUUCUCCUGUCAUUUUACACUAUCGGAGAUACAAGAGAGAUGGUAUACACUUCUUUUUGAUCCCGUGAUAUCUCAGCUGGCUCAGCAAGCUAUGAAGAAUCUUCCACAAGAAGUUGUACACAAGAUUAUGCUUAAUACUCCGUUCUCAAGAGAAGAAGAGGACGUAAUAAUAAACUGCGGGAUAAAAAGUUCUGCUCCUACUGUCAGUUUAUCAGAGUUUGAGAAACUAUUAUUGUCCAAACCCGGAGUUUUUCAUCCGUAUAGAACUGGUAGAACACUGUUCACUCAUUGGCAGUAUCUUAAGUUUCAUUCCUUACUCCCGGAGCAGACGGUUAGACCUAUGCCUAAACCUGACUCAGGACAUCAGGUUCUAGACUUUAUAGACGGAGAGGAGUUGAUCCUGGACAGUGAGCUGCAGGACCCGGAAGAUACCAACCUUAACACGGAGCUCAUGGGUGCAGAGAGGAAUGCCAAGCAUGAGAUUAGAAGGAUGGAGGCUGAAGUUACAAAAUGGCAGGUUUUAGUUGAUCAGGUUUCAGGUUCAAAUACCUCGGAGUUUGAUAAUCAAACCCUUGCAGUUCUUAGAGGUCGGCUUGUCAGAUAUUUGAUGAGAUCACGAGAGAUAUCAGUCGGUAGAGCGGCUCAAAACCAUGUUGUUGACGUAGAUCUCACAUUAGAGGGUCCUGCUAGUAAGAUAUCCCGGAGUCAAGCAAGAAUAAAGCUGAAACAUACAGCAGAGUUUCAUCUUGCAAACGAGGGGUUUCGGCCUGUGAUCGUGAACGGUACACCUGUUCUAACGGGGGAAUCCAUCAUCUUGCAAAACAACGCCGUGGUGGAGUUCUCGAGCCUUCGGUUUAUCUUUCUUAUCAACCAGGAUCUGAUAGCAGCAAUCAGGACGGAAACUUUCAAGAAUAAUUUUAUUAAAACCCUCUCCUAAUAAGUCAAGAAAUUUCAGA
This is a messenger RNA of Eurytemora carolleeae, 1570 nucleotides long. It is a transcript of the gene Rcd5, whose product is annotated as microspherule protein 1. The record is from RefSeq and is a predicted model, not a curated record. Gene Ontology annotation, molecular function: protein binding; G-quadruplex RNA binding. NCBI's taxonomy places the organism in Eukaryota, Metazoa, Arthropoda, Copepoda, Calanoida, Temoridae. The coding region runs from base 19 to 1551 and encodes 510 amino acids. Gene Ontology annotation, cellular component: MLL1 complex; NSL complex; Ino80 complex. Gene Ontology annotation, biological process: positive regulation of transcription by RNA polymerase II. The transcript is spliced from 6 exons.